GGUCGCCUUCAACCUCUGCCAUCUCACCCUCCUCUACUCAUCAUAGGAAUUUCUGCCAAUAUGGUAUCUUCACCGGCAAACAAGCAUUUGGUCGAUGAAAUCUCCGGCUGGCUCCGCGUAUUCGACGACGGCUCCGUCGACCGGACAUGGACCGGUGCACCCGAAGCUCUCCAACUAAUGUCUUCCGUCCCACCCCACUCUGACCCCAUCGACGGCCUCUCCCUCAUCGACCUCCCUGGCAACCCCACCCUCCGCUUCUACCUCCCUUCCCAUCUCCUUCCCAACGCACCCAUCCUUCUCCACUUCCACGGUGGCGGCUUCUGUAUCUCCCAUUUCUCCUGGCUAAUGUACCACCAUUUCUACGCAAACAUUGCUCGAUCUCUCCCUGCCAUUGUUGUCUCCGUCCAGCUUCCCCUUGCUCCCGAACAACGCCUCCCGGCCGCCUAUCACGUCGCUUUCCAAGCCCUCCUCCGUCUCCGCGAUGCCACACCCCCCCUCACCUCGCUUGCACACUUAACCCGCGUCUUCCUAAUCGGCGACUCCUCCGGAGCCAACAUCGUCCAUGAGCUCUCCGUGAUGGUUGGGCGAGCCGAAGAAAAAGAGCCCGGGUUUUGGUCACCGAUUAAAGUAGCCGGCGGCAUAGCCAUCCACCCGGGCUUCGUGCGCUCCACGCCGAGCCCAUCGGAGAUGAAAUUGGAAUGGGAGACACCGUUCUUAACGCUCGAUAUGCUCAACAAGUUUUUAGCGUUAGCGCUGCCCGAAGGGGCGGGGAAAGAACAUCCGUAUACGUGUCCGAUGGGUAAGCUGGCGCCGCCAAUGGAAGGGUUAAAGUUGCCGCCGAUGAUGGUGGUAGUGGCGGAGAAGGAUUUGAUAAGGGAUACGGAGAUGGAGUACUGUGAGGCAAUGAAGAAGGCUGGGAAGGAAGUGCAGGUGUUUUUCCAGACAGACGUGGGACACUCGUUUUACCUCAAUAUUUUCGCGGUGGAAGAGGAUGAUGUUACGCGGAAGAGGACGCAGGAGCUUAUUUUAGCUAUAAAGGACUUCGUUGACCGACAUUGAUGGAGAAGGAGGUCAUCCUUCGGCCAUUAAGUAACAGUUGGACAGUCAAUUAUGCAUUUAAGUUAUAUCGGAAUAAACAUAUAUAUAUUGAUAC
Molecule: messenger RNA, 1153 nt
Organism: Phalaenopsis equestris
Lineage: Eukaryota; Viridiplantae; Streptophyta; Magnoliopsida; Asparagales; Orchidaceae
Product: probable carboxylesterase 17
Exons: 1
Coding region: 61-1059 (332 amino acids)
Molecular function (GO): hydrolase activity
Source: RefSeq, a predicted model, not a curated record